This is a messenger RNA of Peromyscus californicus insignis, 2841 nucleotides long. RefSeq names its product FA core complex associated protein 20 (gene Faap20). The coding region runs from base 1313 to 1783 and encodes 156 amino acids. Gene Ontology annotation, biological process: DNA damage response. The record is from RefSeq and is a predicted model, not a curated record. NCBI's taxonomy places the organism in Eukaryota, Metazoa, Chordata, Mammalia, Rodentia, Cricetidae. Gene Ontology annotation, molecular function: ubiquitin binding; K63-linked polyubiquitin modification-dependent protein binding. The transcript is spliced from 5 exons.
GCCAAAAGAUAAUGGAAUAUCCUCACGUUCUGUGCCCUAAGAGCAUGCACCUCCUUAGCCUCAAGGUACUUGAAGAGAGAACUCCUUCAGGAGCCCACAGCUUUGGAGUAAGUCUGCCUGGGUAGCCACACAGGCUCUGGCUCUGCUUCACUCUGACCUCUGGGGUCAAGUGGCUAUAGCACCUGUAUAGGCAGUCAGGGCAUCUGACCUCUGUAGAGGAGGGGUACGGGAGAGGCAGGUAUGCUGGAGAUCUCAGGAAAGUCCCUGUGCUCUGGUUUUAGCAUGUGGCUGAACUGAGCCUUCUUGCUCACACAGGGCCCUUUCAGCACUUGGCUAGGCACCCUCCUCAGGCCGUCCUCCUGCUUUGGAGUUGGUGCCAGACCUCCUAGAGUCCUCAAGGUCCCCUGCAAAAAUACAGUUAUACUUUCAGCAAAAGCCCAGGAGCCAGGCCAGUGGAGACUAGGGACAGGCCGAUUGGGAGUGUUCCAUCAGUAAGCUCUUCUUAGCUCUGGGACUCAUCACAACUGCCUUCCCACCUGGGUGGCCCAGUCCCAGGUCACCCCUGACAGUGCAGCAUGAGGCUACCCCACCCUGGCAGCUCCUGCAUGGGCAGCUCCUUGGCUGCACCUUUGGCCAUCACUCUGGGUUCUUCAGCCUAGGACAGGCAGGUUCCCAAGAUGGCCACUCUCCAAAAGACCUCAAGGCAGAACAGACCCUGGUGUGUGCUCUGGGAUCCUUUGGAGAUUAAACUUCUCAUCCUCUUCAGGUCUGCAGACAUAAAAGACAAUCUCAGUCCAGAAUCCAUCCCUAGACCCUGGCCUGGGCACAACUACCAGGCUGGACCACACACGGUGGGGGUGACCUCGCCUAGGGAUGAGAGGCAAGGUUCUGACGGGAGGAGGACCUAGGAAGAGGGGUCAGGGAGUCAGAUGGUUGCAGGACGGUCUUUUGAAACAGCCCUGACCCCUGGGGGCUGUGGAGAAAUAGAAAGCCACUAGUGAACGCCGCCAAUGCAUAUACUAAAGUGCCUGGGCGUCUGCUGCCACCAAGUGACGGGCUGCAGGAUUGCAGGGCGCGUUUAUUGGCUAGACAGGAAGCACGGGUUUCUGAGCUUCGUCCCCUGGGCUUUGCGGUUUCGUUCCUCUCUUUGGUAGAGAAACCCAGUUCCUCCUAUAAGAAGAAAAUGGUGCAAAGUUGGAUUUGGAAGUCCUGCCCAUGGGGACAUCCUGGGAAAGGCUGAAGAACUGGAAACUGAGGCAGAGCAUUGUCUAGUACCGCUGGGAGGGCCCCCAGCUGCCGCCCCUGGUUUCUCAUGGAGGGCAGUAAGAGUGAGCCAUGGGCUGCUCUGCUGCGUAGCACUGUGAGCGGGGACGUGGAUUUGACCCCGAACGGUCAGCCGCUGCCACCACUGCCUGCUUUUUCCAGCCAGGAGUCUCUGCCUGACCCGGAGCCUACUGUGCCCCCUGAGGUCUUCACUGUGGGAUCCAAGACUUUUUCCUGGACGCCUUUUCCACCUGCCCUUGGUGGCUCUGCAAACUCCUACCAGUUGUUCCAUGGGCCUGGAGGCUCCGUGGGGUCACCUAUUCCAUCCUUGAAAAGAUGUCCUGCACCAGAUUCCCGUCAGACUCCCAGCCCCCAAGAGUGUGUGUCUGUGCAGAGUACGCCUGUGUUGCUGAGCUGCCCAUUGUGCCAGAAGGCAUUUGAUCCGACGCUGGCCCAGCUGGAUGUGGAUAGCCACCUUGCUCAGUGCUUGGCUGAAAGCACAGAAGACAUGGUGUGGUGAGCUGCAGGAUGCCUCUCCUGUCCCCUCCUUCCGGCACACACACUGACAUAGGGAUGUGACUGCUGAGAUGUGUCUUCGUGUGGACACCUGAGCACAGACUCCUCUGGUUUUGUGCGUGGGCACUGGGCACAAUGCUGAUCACCGUGGUGCCGACGUCAGUAGGUCCUCUGUGAUGGCUCCUUUCUUGUCAACUUAACUGGGUUUGGAAAUCACCUAAGAGACAGACCUCAGAGUGUGUCUGUGAAGCUGUUUCCAGAGAUUAAUUGAGAAAGGAAGACCCCCCUUGAAUGUGGGUGGUACCAUCCUGUGGCCUGGGGUCUCACUGAAUGAAAAGGAGAAACUGAGCUGCUUCCUGACUGGGCAUGGGAUGUGCUUCUCACCUGUCACCACAGCUACAGCUGCUUUUGCUACUGUAACGUCAGCCGUGAGCCAGAAUCCAUCUUAAGUUGCUUUGAUCAAGUAUUCUGUCAUAACAGGGAGAACCCCACCCAAGCAGGUGAGCCAGAUCUGUGACAAGACAGAACGGGGUAUCUCUACCCAAGUCAGCGUUUGUACACAGGCUGGCACCUUCUCCUGACUGCAAGAGUGAUAUACUGGAUUACACUUCACAGACAUUAAAAAAAAAAAAAAAAAGUCUUUAAUAGAUGUGCAAGAAUACGAACGACCUUGGCCGUGGAGGGCGAGAACAUCGUCCACAGAAGGAACGCCGGCCAGCGAUGGGCUCCACUGAUCAAUUGUACAAAACCACAUGGUUAUGGCUACUGCUUUACAAUCAUGAAAGUCACCAGUGUUCGUGAACCAUUUUCAAAAGACACACGCUAUCUUGCCUGGAGCCGUUUGCAAAACGUUAAGGUAUUUCCCACCCACCCACCCCAAGUCACAUUUCAUUACAUCCUUCACUUUCUUUAAUUUAUAAAACAAAUUACUAUAUAUAAAAAUCUCCCCUUCUGGUGGGCACAAUGUUAUUCACACAUUUGUACAUGAGCAGCCGAACCAGUAACCAGCAAGUCAUUUGGCAAUAGGGCAGUAUCCAAAUAAACAACCCCAUUUCUAACAAA